This is a messenger RNA of Hyaloscypha bicolor E, 1572 nucleotides long. RefSeq lists its product as uncharacterized. The coding region runs from base 1 to 1572 and encodes 523 amino acids. Gene Ontology annotation, biological process: regulation of DNA-templated transcription. Gene Ontology annotation, molecular function: zinc ion binding; DNA-binding transcription factor activity, RNA polymerase II-specific. NCBI's taxonomy places the organism in Eukaryota, Fungi, Ascomycota, Leotiomycetes, Helotiales, Hyaloscyphaceae. The record is from RefSeq and is a predicted model, not a curated record. The transcript is spliced from 3 exons.
AUGGCUAGCCGCGCCAACAGCAAGAAGAGGAAAUGCGGUCCUAAGGUUCGCACGGGCUGCAAAACGUGCAAAAUCCGGAAAAUCAAGUGCGGGGAGGAGAAGCCAGCAUGUUUCAGAUGCACGUCGACCGGGAGAGAAUGCGAUGGAUACGUCCUAGAAUCACGAUCGCAAUUCGGGAACGUCCCCAUUAUCCUGGACGCUGGCCUCCUCAACAGGAAUCAUUGGGCGGUGAAGGAAUUCUCCGAUCGCACCCUGUACCGUGUGGCAGGAUUUUUUCACCAUGAUCUCUUCUGGAAUCGCUUCGUCCUACAGCUUAGUCAAAGUGAGCCUGCCAUAUCAAAGGCUCUCUCGGCAGUCAAUAUGGCUUCCGCACAACUCGAAACCGGCAGUCAGCUUGAUCUCCAGGAGAGAUGCAUUUCCCAGUCGUACAACAAAGCAAUUCGGUCCCUCGCCCACUAUACCUCGAAUAUCGUUUACGUCCCACUUGCGGGUUGUAUACUCCUCGUGUGUUUAGAAUUCCUGCGAGGGGAUAUGCGAGCAGCUCUCACUCAUGUUCGCUACGGUUGGAGAAUUCUGGAGUCUUUCCGGCAGGAUGUCCCGUCUGGCCAAACCUUAUCAGAGCAGGAGUUGAUGACAGAACUAUCAUCCAUGUUCGAGCGUUUGAAUGUCCACGCUCUUCUUUUCGAACCUUUAGAGUCGCCAAUCUCCAGGCCAGCACGGAUCUUCCAGAACCCAUCUGCUCCGUCGAUCACAUUCUCCACGUUUGCUGAGGCGAAAAGUCGGAAUUAUGAACUGGUAUCCGAAGCAAUGGGCUUGAUUCUGUCUACUACACACCUCAAAUACCGGCCCGAAGCUGUCACCCUGAAUCAUAUCAUAUGUCAGAUUCGUAUGGAGGCGCAGUUUCAACGCUGGCGGAAGGCGUUCGAUCAACUCUAUGCUUGUCAGCAACAAUGCUGGAGUCGGCAGGAGUGCAAAGCUGCAGACAUUGUCCUGAUCCAGAAUAUUGCGAUGAAAAUCUGGAUUUCAACCUGUCUGUCCCCCGAGGAGAGCGCCUUUGAUAAAUUCAAACCCGAAUUCGAGAAGAUCGUUGAUCUAGCUGCGAGAACUGUCGGGACUUGCGGCCAAGAGCUAUGCCUCACUGUCGGAAAGUUCCAGUUUGAUAUGGGCCUCAUUCCACCAUUGCACUUUAUAGGGAUGAAGUGCCGAUGGCCUCUCCUGCGUCGCAAGGUUCUCAGAAUUCUGGGUUCCACGCAUUGGAGAGAAGGUCUUUUCGAUAGUUUUCGCUCGUACAGAUGUCUUCACCUCCUCAUAGAGAUCGAAGAAACCGGAUUAAGGCUGGAUCCGGAUCCCAAAGCCACAGAGUUGGAUGAGUUCAGUGAAUCCUUACCGACAGAGUUUAGUCGCAUUCAUCUUGCAGUAUUGGGCCCGGUUCCGGUUUCUGCAAAGGAACAAACCCUCACACUUGGGUUGAAACCCACUGGUGUUUUCAAUGCUCCGGUGGUCUGGGAGACAAUUAUCCCCACGUUUGGCGAGAUUCCUUUGCUAGAAUCUUGGUUCUCUUGGUCACCAUAA